This is a messenger RNA of Chelonoidis abingdonii (Abingdon island giant tortoise), 2418 nucleotides long. RefSeq names its product VPS37D subunit of ESCRT-I (gene VPS37D). Gene Ontology annotation, biological process: protein targeting to membrane; ubiquitin-dependent protein catabolic process via the multivesicular body sorting pathway; protein targeting to vacuole. Gene Ontology annotation, cellular component: ESCRT I complex. Lineage: Eukaryota; Metazoa; Chordata; Testudines; Testudinidae. The record is from RefSeq and is a predicted model, not a curated record.
GCAUCCCCCGGGCUCCUUUCCUCCCAUGCCCUGUCCCCUCCCAUCCCCUCAGCACCUUCCCGCCCGUAUCCUGUUUCCCUCCACCCCACCAUCCCCUGGCUUCUUUCCUCCCGUGCCCCAUUGCCCUCCAUGGGCCAUCCCUCUCCUCCCAGUUUGGUCUGGCCAUACUCUGGGGCUGCCCCUGACCUGUAGCUGCCCAUGGGAAGGGAUGGGGGUGCACCAUGCGGGGCUCAUGCUGUGAGGAUGCAGGUGAGAUCACACCUGGCUGUCAGAGAGGCAGGUGCUCUGAGGGUCUACACUGCAGCCUCUUACCCAGGUGAUGGGGGUUGGGGGCCAGGCUGGGCUCCCCAACACUCUGUCUGCAAGGGUCAGCCAGGGGGGAAAUGGUGACAAGACUCAUUUAAUGUAAACAAUACCAGCAUCCUUUGUAUUUCCUCUGCAGUCUCCCGGGCGGGCCCUGUGGCAAGGCCUGGCUGAGCCUCUCAAGGCACCGCUGGGCUGAGCACACAGCUGCGGGGACUUCCCCCCCCUCCAAGCUUAGUGGGACCGAACACUCCUUCCACUCAGCCCCUUGACCAGCCCCUAGCACCUAGCCUGCAGGGAUGGCUGGGGCAGACUCCAUCCUGUAAACUCACCCCCAGCUGCUCCCGUCCUCCCCUGGUCUGGGUGCGGGAGAGUCCGGGGGGGCUUUUGUCUGCCCCCAUUGGCACCUUUAGAGGUGGCUUCCCAAAUCUCUCACCCCUUCUGCCCCAGGCCAGAUCCUGGGCCUUGCUAGGCACCAUGCUUUCCUCCUCAGCUGCCUCUGAGAGCCGAUCCCUCUGCCACCACUUAGCACUGCUGCUGUUGGUCUUGUGCCACAGAGAGUGCCAGGCUAGGGCAGCUGCCAGGAGGGAAGGGAGGGAGGCAGGCAGACCACAUGCAGCUGGCACUUCCAUGGGGAGAAUUGUCCUGCAAGGCUCAGGAUCUGGCAUCCUCAGGACCUGGGUUAAGAAGAAGAGGUAGGAGAUCAACAGAGGGGAACACCAGCUGUGGGAGUGUAGAGCCUUUUUCUUCCUUGUCUCCCCACAGUGACCAGUACCUACUGCCUCAUACCUCUUCCUGGCCAUGCUGGAGAUGUUUGGGGAGGUGAUGCUGUAUUGGGCCUUGAGUCUCUUCAUGGGGUGGCUGGCCCAGAUAUUUCAGAGCUUGCAGCUGGAGCGGGAAACGUGCCUGGCUUCGAACCAUGCCCUGGCCAAGGAGAACCUGUCCCUGCGGCCGCGGCUGGAGAACGGCAAAGCCUCACUGGCCAUAAAGUACCAGGAGCUGCGGGAGACAAAGGAGGCGUGUCAGGAAAAGCAGCAGCGAGUGGAGACCUGCCUGAGGAAGUGGAGCCCGCAGAGCGCACUGAGCCAACUCCAAGCUGCUCUGGAUGCAGCCGAGGCGGAGUCGGAGGCACAGGUGGAGAUGUUUCUGGGCCGGGAGCUGCCCCUGGAUGCCUUCCUGGAAUUCUUUCAGGAGAGCCGGAUGCUGUCCCAUCUCCGCAGGACACAGAUGGAGAAACUGGAGCAGCUCCUGCGGAAGGAGAAGCAGCCCAGGUGGCUCCCCACAUGCUGCGAGGGGCAGCGAGCUGCCCCACUGAGCCCAGCCCGAGCCCAAGUUGCCCUGGUGCAAAAUGCAACCUCUCCCAAGAUGUUCCAGCUCCGCUAUGGCUAUACACCUGCCCUGCUGGUCCCUUCUGACGCCAUCAUACCAUUCCCUGUGCCUGUUGCCCCUCCCAGCCGAAACCUGCCUCCCCUGACCUCUUGCUCAGGCCAGUCGCCACCGUCUCACUCCAGCAUCCCAUGCUUGGGCUCCCCUCUGCGUCUGAUUAGACACAUCCCCCUGCUCAGCCCGCGGCCUUUCCGCAUGCAGCAUGCGCACCAGUCUUACCCACAGAAGCAGGAGCCGCCCCACCGGUAGCUGUUGGGGCGAUGAGAUGUCCUCAGACCCGAGUCCUUGACACAGCAGCCGACCAGUGCACAUGAGCUCCCUGUGCUAGAGAAUAGAUGUGAACCAAACACAGCCCUUGCCCGCUGGGCGGCUCGAAGGCGUUGUUCACUCCCACCCUGCAUUCUCAGGAAGCCUCCAAGGGGCGCUGCAAUGAACUGCUCCAGGAUGCAGCUCGCAGUGGGGUCUGUGUGGCUGCCACGUGGUCAGAGGGGGAGCGUCAGAGGCAGCCUGGAAGGGGCUAAUUACAAUGGGCAGAUGUUGCACGGGGGCAGCAGGCUAAGGGGAGUUCAAGCUGGGGCGAGGGGGGGUUGUCAGAUGGCAGUGUCAGUGGGCGCUCAGCAGGCCUGUGUGGGUUGGGGGAUAUACAGCGUGGGGGGCUGGCUGGCAGAUUACAGGCACAGGGCAGGAUCCCAGCUGCCCUGCAUGGGUUGGAGGUAAAUGGGAUGAGAG